Molecule: messenger RNA, 1974 nt
Organism: Pygocentrus nattereri (red-bellied piranha)
Lineage: Eukaryota; Metazoa; Chordata; Actinopteri; Characiformes; Serrasalmidae
Product: cytosolic carboxypeptidase 3
Exons: 11
Coding region: 1-1974 (657 amino acids)
Biological process (GO): proteolysis
Molecular function (GO): zinc ion binding; metallocarboxypeptidase activity
Source: RefSeq, a predicted model, not a curated record
AUGAGGAAUAACAACCAGCCAUCACCCCCAUCCUUCCUCUGCCACUCAGCCAAGGAGAAAGACCAGUAUCUAAAGAAAAAAGCAGCAGUGAGUGAGCAGGUCUCAGCCAACAGUCCUGAAGAAUUUCUUGGAGUGCCUACAUUACCAAAAACCACUCAAGUGAUGUUUGAAUAUCAUUCAGGUCGAGUUUUGCCUCAGCUGUGUGAACCUCGAGACCUGUUUGGUGUAACAGGUAACAGUGCUCAGGUUCUGCCUCGCUGGCCUCAAGAAUGCGAGGUCAUCCCAGAGGAAAUACAUCAUAUUGACUGGGCACCAGCCUCUCCAGAACCUCUGUCUUUGCCUGUGAAAACUAGCAAAUGUUCAGGAAACUCUGAGGGACAAGAGGGAACACUGGUGUAUGAUACACAGCAAGGUGAAAAGAAUUAUUUCUCAGGGUCUCACGUUAAGGGAAAGCUGUGCUCUCUGAGUCAGGCAUCAGUGUCUCUCACUGGGCCUGAUGACACCACUCUGCUGUUUGAAGGACGAUUUGAGAGUGGUAAUCUACUGAAGGCAUACAAAGUAAGUGAAUUUGACUAUGAGCUGACUCUAAGGACUGACCUCUAUACUGUGAAGGACACCCAGUGGUUCUACUUCCAGGUAAAGAACAUGCGAUCUGGUGUUUGCUACCGUUUCACCAUCACUAACUUCCUCAAAUCAAGCAGCUUGUAUGAGCAGGGCCAGAAGCCACUACUCUAUUCAGAGCAAAAGGCCCGAUCCCUGGGUGUGGGAUGGCAUCGGGUCGGCCAAGACGUGUCCUAUUAUUGCAAUGGCCGUGUCCAUUUGGGGAAACCCUGCUACUCUCUGUCCUGGAUCCUGCUCUUUCCCUUUGACCGGGACGUCUGCUACUUUGCUCACUGCUACCCUUACACCUACACAAAACUGUGGAGCCACUUGUCAGACAUUGAAUGCAACCCCAGAUGUUCACGAUUCUGUAAGGUACGGAUAUUGUGUCGCUCAUUGGCAGGGAACCUGGUCCCAGUGGUGACCAUCACCAACCCAAACAAAGAAAAGGAGGCACCAGUAAAACCAGCCGUGGUGCUGUCAGCCCGGAUCCACCCUGGGGAGACAAACAGCUCCUGGGUGAUGAAGGGCAUUCUGGACUUUCUGCUGGGCGAGUCACCUGAUGCAGUACUACUCAGAGACAUGUUUGUGUUCAAGCUGCUGCCCAUGCUGAACCCUGACGGGGUGAUAGUAGGAAACUAUCGCUGCUCACUUUCAGGCAGAGACCUUAACCGUAACUACAGAUCAGUCCUCAGAGACUCCUUCCCCUCAGUGUGCGCUACACAGCAGCUGGUGAAAAGGCUGUGUGAGGAACGUAAAGUGCUGCUGUACUGUGACCUGCAUGGACACAGUCGCAAAACCAAUGUCUUCAUAUAUGGAUGCGAGGGCCCCCGGCAGGGCUUGAGGCUGCCACUCGAGAGAGUCUUCCCACUCAUGUUUCACAAGAACUGUCCUGAUAUGUUCUCUUUCCAGAGCUGUACGUUCAAAGUGCAGCGCAGAAAAAAGGGCACUGGCCGAGUGGCCCUCUGGAGACUAGGCGUUCUGAACAGCUUUACUCUGGAGAUUUCCUUCGGUGGUUCCACAGUUGGUCAAAGGAAGGGGACACACUUUAACACACGGGAUCUAGAGAUAUUGGGGACUCACUUCUGUGACACUCUUCUGGACUACUGUGACCCAGUCGGGACAAAGUAUAACAUGUGCAUAAGAGAGUUGCAGGGAAUGUUGAGGGGGGACAUCCCUGUGCUUGCAGACUCCACCCUCAGUGAUCAUGAUGCCAAAACCACAGGAUCCAAUUCCUCAGAUUCUGACAGAUCACGAGACCGUCCCCAGAACCUUGCUGAGUCGGAGUAUGUGCAGCAUCUCAUGGCUGAGUAUGUGAGGAGCAGGCUGCAGCACAGUUCUGGACAGCUCCUUAAUGGUGAUGGCACAGAUUAG